This is a messenger RNA of Cydia splendana, 644 nucleotides long. RefSeq names its product RE1-silencing transcription factor B-like. The transcript is spliced from 4 exons. Bases 164 to 628 code for a protein of 154 amino acids. Lineage: Eukaryota; Metazoa; Arthropoda; Insecta; Lepidoptera; Tortricidae. The record is from RefSeq and is a predicted model, not a curated record.
AUAACCUGUUUUCAAAUAAUAUUUAUUUUGGUUUUCGCCUUAUUAAUUUAGCUAAUUGAUAUAUUUUUUAACUCAUGUAUCGAGAGGUUGUGUUAUUAAACAACUUGUGUGUCAAUGAGUAGAAGCAGUGUUUCAGUUAAAUAACUUGUUUACCAAAUGCAAUAUGCAAGAAGUAGCAGUCUUCGUUUGUAGUUUUUGCAAAGAUACGUUCGAUUGCAAAAAUGAUAUCGCAUGCCAUAUACUAAACACUCACAAUAGUAAUAAAACUGUAAAAAGGUUACGAGAGCAGCUAACAAAACUAAACACCAAGUCGUCCAAGCUAAAAUCUAGUAAACCAUGUCAAAAACAAGAGAAACCUGGCUCUAUUCAACAAACUAAGGCGAAGAACCUUGAAAAAGAAUUUUACUGUGAUAUUUGCUACUAUAAAACUGUUCAUCGGUCUACAUACAAGAGGCAUUUGCUAAAACAUGAAAAAGAUGGAAGACAACACAAAUGCACAUAUUGUUCGUACUCAGCAGUACAGCCACAUAAUCUAAAAGUUCAUCUGAAAACUGUACAUCCAUUUGGUGCUGUGGAGCCUGUUAUUAUUGAUCAAAGUGAAGUUGAUACUUCAUGGAUAUACUCAUAAAGACAACAUCUUUUAA